Thermothelomyces thermophilus ATCC 42464 is the source of this 3452-nucleotide messenger RNA. RefSeq lists its product as uncharacterized. Gene Ontology annotation, cellular component: cytoplasm; cytosol. Lineage: Eukaryota; Fungi; Ascomycota; Sordariomycetes; Sordariales; Chaetomiaceae. Bases 64 to 3330 code for a protein of 1088 amino acids. The record is from RefSeq and is a predicted model, not a curated record. The transcript has 2 exons. Gene Ontology annotation, biological process: ubiquitin-dependent endocytosis. Gene Ontology annotation, molecular function: protein-macromolecule adaptor activity; ubiquitin protein ligase binding.
CCGCUGCCGCUCCGACCCGCAUGCCGCUCUUCCUGCCGCGCUUCCGCUGCUAACCGCGUCGCCAUGCCUUCUGCAGGUCCCGAACAUGACUUCCAGGUGCCUCGAGAGCCAUACUGUCGCUCUGCCCACGGCACCGUGUAUUAUUUUCCGAGACGACAGGCCGACCACGGGCGCCGUCUCGAUCCCGAUCACUUCCCGGCCGCGCUGAUCCAGCCCCGCCAGCGACGUCCACACUCCAUCCACAUCGUAUCAUACCCACCAGGCUUUGUGCCGCCCGAUCUGCGGUCGCCAAAGACGUCGAGAGGCACCGCUGCGAGACAGGAGAAGAGGAAGAGGAGGAAGAGAGAGAAGGAGGAAGCGAAGCAGAGGAAGAAGGGAGAAAAGGAGAGGGAGAGACAAGAGAAGGAGAGGAGACGAGCCGACAAGGAAAACAGCGAGAAGCAACAGAAGAGGCGGUCUUUGCGGUCACUUUCGUCCGGCAGCGGCAGAUUUGGCAGGGUGGUCGACAAAAUUGUUGCCGCCUUCUCCAUCACGCCGAAACCACCGCCCGCCGCCUCCGCUCGCCCGGCCGGGAACACCCCCCGGUCUCGUCCGUCAAGCUUCAUCAGCUUUGCUCGGAGACUUUCCCGUCUCGAACCGGCGACGUCUGAGCCCAUCCUUGCCGGUGAGCCGGAUCCCGAACCUGCCAGCAUGACCGCCGUUACAGUGCCCCGGCCCCAAGCCGCAAUCACAACGGCCGUGAUGCCGGAAAACCGGAACACCAUCAUGUCGAUCCGGUCCUCUAAGAGCAUGAUGAGCUCAUCCGCUUGCGAAGUCCAGAAGCCGGUCGCGUCCGGCAGUGGCGUGUCAUGUUCCAUCCUGCUGGCCGAGCCCAACGUCUUCCUGAGCGGCUUCGACCACGACCGCCACACGCGCCGCAGCAUUCAGAGCACCAGCGCCCUGCUACGCGGGAAGCUGCAGCUAAACGUCUCCAAGAAUGUCAAGAUCAAGGCUAUCACGUUGAGGCUGGUUGGCAAGGGGAGAACCGAAUGGCCCGAAGGUAUACCUCCGUCCAAGUCAGAGGUGUUUGAAGAGACGACCCUACGCGCUCAGUCUCUGAUCUUCUUCCACGCCAUGCACGAGGGCAUGUGGGACACCGAGUACGGCAGCCAAUGUACCUACAUCCUCAAGAACGCAAGCCCCAUGGGCUCGCGACACUCGACCGUCACCAGCGGAUCUCUCCCGAUACCCGGCAAGGGCCGCAGCAGUACCCUGACCGCCAAGGAGCUGAAGCGGCUCUCGCUUCAAUCCGUCAACUCGCGUAGCUUCGGCAAGGCCGAUUCUCCGCACAUCAACCAUGUUCAUGCAAAAGGGUACAAGAUCUUCCCCCCCGGAACCUACGAGUACGCGUUCGAACUGCCCAUCGACCACAGCCAGCCCGAGACGGCGAGACUCCCGUUCGGGUCCGUUCGGUGGGACCUGGAGAUGACCGUGGAGCGCGCGGGCGCCUUCAAGCCGAACCUUCACGGCUCAAGGGAGGUGUCGAUCGUUCGCUUGCCGGACCAGAUAUCGCUCGAGACGGUCGAGCCCAUCUCCAUCAGUCGUCUCUGGGAGGACCAGCUGCACUACGACAUUGUCAUCUCAGGCAAGAGCUUUCCCAUCGGCGCCAAGAUACCCAUCGCCUUCAAGCUCACGCCGCUCGCCAAGGUGCAGGUCCACAGGCUCAGGGUGUUCGUGACCGAAAACAUCGAAUACUGGACCAACGACCGCCGCGUGACGCGAAAAGACGCCGGCCGCAAGAUUCUGCUCCUGGAGAAGGCGGCCGGAAUGCCGCUAGACAAGCGCUUCUCCGCAAGCGACGUUCGCGUGGUUUGCGGCGGCGAACUCUCACCCGAACAGCGAGAGGAGGCUCGGAUGAUGGCUGCGCGCCGCAGGAUGAGGGACGCGUCGUGGAACCGCGGAUCCCCGGAGCCACUGCCGGAGCCCAGCGACAACCUGCUGGGCGACCUCGAUCUCGGUCUCGAGACCUUCUGGGGCAGCACCGAGAUCGAGAUGAACGUCCAGCUCCCGACCUGCGACAUGAUGGCGCGUGAUAAGCUCUUGCGUCUGCAUCCGGACUGCAGCUGGAAGAAUGUGAACGUCUUCCACUGGAUUAAGGUCGUCAUGCGCAUCUCUCGGUCGGACCCGGACGAUCCGACAGGGAAACGCCGCAGGCAUUUCGAGAUCAGCAUCGACAGCCCAUUCACAGUCCUCAACUGCCGCGCGACGCAGGCCAACACGGCACUCCCCCGGUAUAGCGGCAGCGGCGCCCCGGUGAUCCCCGAGCAACGCCAGCAAAUGUCGUGCGGCUGUCCAGACGCUCAACCGCUCGACCCAAGCGCGGCCGCGCUUGCCCGGCCCCUUACGCUGGUCGAACAAGACUUCAUCAACGCCAGCGGGCGGCGAUUGCGCCUCGACGGCUCGGCUAGCCUCCCUAGCGUGCCGCUAGCCGCCCAUCGACCGAGCGGCCGACAAACCGUCUCCUCCAGCGACGCCCGCCCGGAAACGUUCUUCACCCCGACAGAGCAGGACCGCCCGAUUCACCUCCUCCGGUACCCGUCUCACAAUCCGCCCGCCUUCGACGCCGAUGAGCCCCCACCUCCCCUGCCGCUGCAGACACCUCCGCCGCAGUACGACCUCAUCGUCGGCACCCCGAGCGUUGACGGUCUGGCGGAUUACUUUGCCCGUCUCGCAGCAUAUGAGGGCAAUGAGGGCAACGGCGCCGCGGGAGCAUGUCCAGGCGGAGAAGAACAGGCUGCAGACCGAGUCGAGAGCGGGAGCGACGCGGACACCGUCGGCCCGGACACCGACAACACUGGCGGCGAGGCCACGCGGCCGUCGACGGCAUCCACCGCCCCGCCUCCCGUGCUACCGCAGCAACCUUCACCAGCCGGAGCUGUGGCGCACUGGCACGCCGACACAAGCACCGGCACGGUCGGGGACGAGGUUGACCCCUUCAAGAAUCUCUCCAUGGAUUCGGGCGACCAGGAGAGCGGGAGGCCUCCGACAGAAGCGCCAGCGCCAGCGCCAGCGCCAGCGCCGACACUGGCUCCGGCACCGGCUCCCUGCCCAGGAAGCCGCGGAGGCGGCGACGACGGCGACGACGCGGCCGACGCCGAGUCGUCUGGGUCGGAAGACAGCGUCGACGAAGAGCACGGCCGCGCGCGACUGCACCGGGGCGGGCGCGUCAACGUGGCCAACCCGCGGACGCCCGGCGGCCGGAUGGUGCCCAGCCGCAGCCUCGAGAUCGAACGGCCCACCGUGCGGCUGGACAUGACGAACGUGCUGAGGCGGAGAGCGGACCGGGCGUGAUGAUAUAUACAUAUGAUAUUCUCUUUCCUCAACACCCCCCUCCCCUUUUUUUUUCCCCCACCUCCCCUCUGAGGUCGGAGUUACGCAUCUUCUGCUGGCAUUGCUCCUGCACCAGUGACACC